CAGACAGGUGGGUAGUAUUACUACCUCGAUAAUUCCUUAACAUGAGAAACAGAACCUAUAAAAAUGCAUGUCAAAAACAGCUAAUACUUCUGUGACUUGCUUCCAUGGUUAAGCUUAGAACUGUUUGCUUUUUUCGAGUGUACAUUCAAGAAGUAUAUUUCUGGUUUGCUGACACCGAGAACCUUUUAACAGAUGAACACAACAGGAACUUCAUUGCUGCAGAGUUUGGUUUACAAUUCUGAAAACUCCUGCUUUUGAAAUCAUCUGGGUUUUAUCACAUCAUAAUACCGAAUGGAAAUGUCUGACAACUUAGCUGAGUUAACUAAAGAACUGUUACAAAUGUGUGAUUCUAAGACUGAAGAUGUGGACUUAGACAGGAUAAGAGAGAGAAUCAGUCAAGGUGCAGAUGUGAAUGGGAACAUCUGUAUAGACAACACUGCACUGAAUCUUGCAGCAUCAAGGGGUAAUACAGAGCUGGUUAGACUUCUGCUGGAUAAUGGUGCUAAUGUUAACAGCCAGACUAAGGAAUAUGGUUGGGCACCUCUUUUAAGUGCUGUCCAGAGUGGUAGCAAAGACACUGUUGCAUUACUUCUGGAAAGGCAAGCAGACCCUUACAUAAAAAAGAAAAAUGGUGCUUCUGCUUUUAUCCUGGCCGCGAUGCUUGAAGACGCUGAAGUUCUUUCAAUGCUGUAUGACAAAUACAAACCAGACAUUGACGAAGCGGACAAUAAUGGAUUUACGGCAUUUAUGGAGGCAGCCAUUUACGGCAGGGAGAAGCCACUGCGGUUUCUAUAUGAGAAGGGGGCUGAGGUGGAUAAAUGUCGUCAGGCGCCGGCAACGCAGCAAGAAUUAAGGACUGGUGGUGAAACUGCUUUAAUGGAUGCGGCAAAGAAUGGAUAUAAUCGAAUCAUUAACAUCUUAGUUGACGAAAUGAGGGCUGAUAUUAAUGCAGCAGACAACCUUGGAAGAACUGCUCUUAUACAUGCACUUAGGCCAAAAGAUAUAAAGAGCUCAACUAUUCAGCUAUUGUUAGAGAAAGGUGCUAAUGUUAAUGCCUGUGGCAGGGAUGAGAAAUCAGCUCUUAUUCUAGCAGCUGAAAAGGGUAGCAGUUCAGCAGUGAAACUGAUUUUACAGCAAAAGUCCAUUAACAUUAAUGCAUGUGACAAUAAAGGGAAGAUUGCACUACACUAUGCUGUGAAAUCAGAAAGUGCAGACAUGGUGAAAUCUUUAUGUGAAGCAGGUGCUGAUGUUAACUGCAGAGAUAAUACUGGGCAAACUCCAUUUAAUCUAACCAACAAUUAUGAAAUAAAAAAGAUUAUGAAAGAUUAUAAUUUGAGAAGUGUGAAUCGCAACAAAUUAGACCACAAAUUCAUCAGUCAGCGCUAUGCUGAGAAACUUAAAUCCCUAUGUCAGGAAAAAUUACCCGAAAUUCAAGGUCUUAAAAUAUCAAAGAAUCAAUAUUACAACCUUUCACCACUACACAACAGUGAUGUUUACUUGGGACUGUACCAUCAAACAGAAGUGGCUGUGAAGUGCUUUCUGAAAGGCAGUACAAAAGCAAAAAAGGAAAAUUAUGUUUUCCAUUGCAGUAGGUUAAAAAUGCCCUUCAUUGCCAGCUAUAAAUGCACUCUGCAGGAUGACCACUAUGAGUAUGUUUGUUUGGGACUCUAUGAAUGUAACCUAGAAGAAUACAUUCAGUUUGGUAAAAAGGGCACAGGAGUUAAAAGCCUUGACAUUCCAAGGACACUAAAAGUAGCUAUUAAUGCUUUGAAAGCCUUGCACAGACAUCGUAUUGUUCAUCUAGACCUGCAGCCAUCCAAUGUGCUUAUCGACCAGGAAGGCAACAUCCAUCUGGCAGACUUUGACAAAACUGAAUGUUUUCCCGAUUGUGAAAUUCCUAAAGAGAAGAUGGAGGAAGACCUAAAGGGAGUUCUGGCCCUGGCGUCGUAUACCAUCAGGAAGAGACAGGUUGCUUUCAGAGCUGAAGAUGAACUGUGCAUUGAUAAAGUUUGUCAGUCUGAGGAACUGCAAGGAGUUGAUUUCACUGAGACGAGAGAUCUUCUACAGAAGAUGUUUAAGAUGGAUAGUACUGAAGCACUGGAGGACAUUUUGAAACACCCUUUCUUCUGGAGCAAGAAACAAAAAUAUACAUUUAUACAGAAUAUCGGCAAUGAGAAAGAAGUGAAAUUUACUGGUUCGGUAAAUGAUACAGUUAAAAAGCUGAACGAAUGUGAUGAUGACAGUGUAUCAUUUUAUAAGUGGACUGAAAAGGUAGAUCAAUAUCUCUUUAAAGAAAUGAGUAAGCGUAACAAGAAGUAUCCGUAUGCAAAUUCCUUAACCUCCCUUUUGAAAUUUAUACGGAAUUUGGAACAGCACUUUUCAGAGAAGACAGAAGAUAUUCAGAAGACUAUUGGAGUCCCUGAGCAGUACUUCCUUGGGCUAUUUCCUGACCUUACUGUUUAUGUUUACAAUGUCGUGAGACUCAGUGAGUGGAAACACUAUAUUCCUAUGACAGAAAACAGAGCGAAAGAUCAAACUAAGCUGAAGCAACUACAUGCAGAUACUGUUUCAGAUGAAUAAAGGGUAUUGAAGGCAAAUGCAUUCUGAAAUGAACCAUUUUUCUUUCUGUACUGAUAUUCACAACAGUUAAGAAAGGACUACUGUAUGUGUAACAUAAAACAUUUAUUCAUAUUAAGGCAGUACCACCAAUCUUACGGUAACAAUAUUAUUUUCUAAAACUAGCAAUGUAUGACUAACAUUUUAAAGCAAAUUUCCUCAGCCUGUUGUCAGCCCUGACUCCAGAGAUAACUAAGGAUUUUGUUAUGGGAGGUGAAGGGCAGAUGAUCUAAGGUCAGGAUAGGGUAUUGAGGUGACCCAGAUAAUUACGAAGUAGACUAGGGUAGCUGAGAAAUCUGUGUAUAUCUUGGAAGGAAAGAGGGUGAAGGUAGAAACAUCUAUAAAGCUUUUGUAAGUCAAGUACAGAGAAUGUUUGAGAUAUGGAUAUGUGUAAUUUGUUACAGAAAGUUCAAUAAAAAGAAUAAGCUUAAACAAUACUAAGUAGGGAGAGAAUGGAUAAUUUUAAUAGCACACUACGUUCAGCUUCAGGGUAGAUCUCAUAUUUUCAAUGUAUUUAGGAUAGUCGUAAUUAUUUUGUUUAGUACAUUAAUUGCACAAAAAUAUUUAAUCCAGAACUAAUUGGUGGAUGGUGAAGUAAUUUUAAUCAAGUUUUAAUUAUACAAAAUAAGAGCAAUUAGUGCAGAUGUACUGCUGUCAAUUGUUGUAAAGGGUUUAAAAAUGCAAAACUCAUUUUUACCAUGAAUUCUCCACAACACUGAAAGUCUUAUGCACAGGUCAUAUUGAAAAUAUAGCAGUAGGGACUAAGAAGAAAAAUCUGAGAUCUCAAGAUCAAAGCCUUCAGUUGUACCUUCUAAACUAGCUAUAUUCCAAGACAUUUUAGGCUGCAUAGUAGGGAACAUCUAAGGGAUCAAAUACAACUCAGUUGGAUUAUAACACCAGAGGCAAAGACAUGUGUUUAAUCCCAAAUAGCUAUUCCGACAUUCGACCCUAUGCAUGUAUUCCAUAUAUACAUUAUAUAUAUAUAUAUAUAUAUAUAUAUAUAUAUAUAUAUA
Messenger RNA from Protopterus annectens (West African lungfish), 3629 nucleotides. It is a transcript of the gene RNASEL, whose product is annotated as ribonuclease L. The transcript is spliced from 7 exons. Bases 292 to 2580 code for a protein of 762 amino acids. Lineage: Eukaryota; Metazoa; Chordata; Ceratodontiformes; Protopteridae. The record is from RefSeq and is a predicted model, not a curated record. Gene Ontology annotation, molecular function: protein kinase activity; protein binding; ATP binding. Gene Ontology annotation, biological process: mRNA processing; protein phosphorylation.